AUGGGACGAGCUCAAAGAUGGCUCGAAGAGGUGGAGGAGAAAACCAUUUGGAUGCUAUUAAUACUAAUCUUUAAGAUCAUAAUUGAUCAUCACAUUUUCAGCUCAAAAAUCACUAACGGGGAAAAGCUGUCAGCAGAGAACGCCAACAGCUGGAACGCCUCCUCGAAUUACACCUAUUAUAUUUCUUUAGCAAAGCUUUGUGACGGGGUCUGUAUCUUCCUUCUCGUCGUUGGUCGUCACCACUAUUUCCUCAACUUCCUAUUUAUGUUGGCGUUAAGUUUUGUUCUGAGUGGAAUAGUUGCUGCCAGUGAAAGUGCUACAAUCAAAUUAAUCUUAGCCAAUUUGAUUGAUCUCUUAAGUACAAGUACAAAACCUAGUAAUGGUUUUGGGAACUCAAUGAUUGCCCUAACAUCAACCAUCACAAAAACCGUAACAGCUACCCCUUUCCCCGAAUGUUAG
Naumovozyma dairenensis CBS 421 is the source of this 459-nucleotide messenger RNA. RefSeq lists its product as uncharacterized. The record is from RefSeq and is a predicted model, not a curated record. The transcript has a single exon. Bases 1 to 459 code for a protein of 152 amino acids. NCBI's taxonomy places the organism in Eukaryota, Fungi, Ascomycota, Saccharomycetes, Saccharomycetales, Saccharomycetaceae.